Molecule: messenger RNA, 309 nt
Organism: Fusarium musae
Lineage: Eukaryota; Fungi; Ascomycota; Sordariomycetes; Hypocreales; Nectriaceae
Exons: 2
Coding region: 1-309 (102 amino acids)
Source: RefSeq, a predicted model, not a curated record
AUGACAACAGCUCAGGCACUCCUGCAACAGAAGCUGACUAUCACACCCAAAACAGCCUCUCUCCUCAUGCAGGCCGGUUUCAGCGAUUAUCGCGAACUUAAAUAUGCCACGCCGAACGGGAUAGUCGAGCAGUUCACAUCAAAAUUCGGUAUCCCAAAGACAUCCGCCUCCGCUUAUCGGCAAGAGCAAGAGAAGAUUUGCGCAGAUUGGACCAACAAAGCCCUAGCCGCUCGUGGGAUUUGGAGGGCGGACUUUGAUGAUCUGACGGGCGAGCAGAUUGCCGAGUUGAUCAUGAGUACAGCAGAAUGA